AGCUUCGGCCGCGCGUCCAGAGGCGGCGGCAGAGGCUCCAGCGGCGACCGAGCGCUCCAGCCCGGGCUGGGAGACACGAUGCGCCGAGUCCUCCGGCUGCUCCUCGGCUGCUUCCUCACCGAGCUGUGCGCCCGCAUGUGCCGGGCGCAGGAGCGAGCUGGGCACGGGCAGCUGGCGCAACUGGGCGGCGUGCUGCUGCUCACGGGGGGCAACCGCUCCGGGGCCGCCUCCGGAGAGGCCGGCGAGGGAGUCGGAAGCUCGGACGCGCCACCGACUCGGGCGCCCACGCCGGACUCCUGUCGGGGCUACUUCGAUGUCAUGGGCCAGUGGGACCCGCCGUUCAACUGCAGCUCGGGCGACUUCAUCUUCUGCUGCGGGACUUGUGGCUUCCGGUUCUGCUGCACGUUUAAGAAGCGGCGGCUGAACCAGAGCACCUGUACCAACUACGACACGCCGCUCUGGCUCAACACCGGCAAGCCCCCAGCGCGUAAGGACGACCCCCUGCACGACCCCACCAAGGACAAGACCAACCUGAUCGUCUACAUCAUCUGCGGGGUGGUGGCUGUCAUGGUGCUUGUGGGCAUCUUCACCAAGCUGGGGCUGGAGAAAGCGCACCGUCCCCAAAGGGAACACAUGUCCAGGGCCCUUGCGGAUGUCAUGAGGCCACAGGGCCACUGCAGCCCUGGCCACACGGAGAGAGAUCUUAACAUUGUCGUCCACGUGCAGCACUAUGAGAACGUGGACACACGAGCCCCCGUAAAUAACCUCCAUACCACCCAGAUGAACAACGCAGUGCCCACUUCUCCUCUUCUCCAGCAGAUGGGGCACCCACAUUCAUACCCCAACCUGGGCCAGAUUUCUAAUCCGUAUGAACAGCAGCCUCCGGGCAAAGAGCUCAACAAGUAUGCCUCCUUAAAGGCAGUAGGAAAUUCUGAUGGUGACUGGGCAGUGGCGACACUUAAGUCGCCAAAAGCUGACAAGGUUAGUGACGACUUCUACACCAAGCGAAGGCAUCUGGCGGAGCUGGCUGCCAAGGGCAAUCUCCCUUUGCACCCUGUAAGAGUGGAAGAUGAGCCCCGGGCCUUCAGCCCAGAGCAUGGGCCUACCCAGCAGAAUGGACAGAAGUCUCGCACCAACAAGAUGCCCCCUCAUCCCCUGGCCUACAACUCUACCGCCAACUUUAAGACCUGGGACCCCAGUGACCAGUCUCUGCGGCGGCAGGCUUAUGGCAACAAGGGCAAGCUUGGCAUAGCAGAAUCGGGCUCUUGCGACCCCUUGGGGACUCGCACCCAGCACUUCCCACCCACACAGCCAUACUUCAUCACUAACAGCAAAACAGAAGUGACUGUCUGAGCUUUCACUUCAGGUAGUACCUGGAGACCAUACUCAACUGAGAGAGGCAAAAAAUACCAUCCCAUCUGUACUUUCUUGGCCCUGUCCAACCCCCAGCAGAUACACACACUCUGUUCUACAGGAACCAACCACAGACAUACUUGUGAUAUGGAAUCAUGCUUUUCCUGGGUCAUGCCUAAUAUGCUCCCACAGGCAGCUGAGCAAAUGAAGCAUGGACAUUCAGCAAUACAGCAGAGGGAAACUUUCAGCUUCAGGCCCAAAUUGUGGGGGCUCAUUUUCCUUUUCUCCCUAACCGGAAACUGAAAUCCAUUAUAACAAAUAUAUAUAAGUAGCACAAUUUAGACAAACUGCCCAUGGAGAGUACUCUGUACCCUAUGUUAUGUCUUUCCAAAUAAAUGGAAGAGGGUGGGAACACAGGCAGGGGUGGCUGCAGGGUGCUUGGGAAGAAAUUUGCUCAUGUCACAAGCAUUUCCUAAUCCCAAAAAGUGAUGCUGACAAAAAAUAGUGAUGAGUGUGAGGCAGUAGUGGACCUGAAGCAGUACACUGAUGAAACAUUGCAUACCAUCAAAGCUGAAAGCAAAGCAAAAAAAAAAAAAAAUAAAAAUAAAAAAAUCACAAAGUAAAUAUUCUCUAAGACCACCAUCAGUGAUGGGAAGGAAAGAACAUUCUAGAGAACUCCCUGAAAAACCACGAUGUUGGGAGGGAUGGGCUUUUAUAAUGGCCAGAGGGUCCAGAGAAUAAUAAAAAAAAUGAACUUUUAAAUUUUUAAACACAUCAAGUGAACAGUAUAUUAAUUUUGUCCAGGGCUUAGGAAAUCUGCAGAUGGAGAGUUAACAGGAGGUGAGAUGGGGACUGAGAAGCCUCCACUUCCUGGUCAUCUCCAAGACCUGGAACAAUGACAAAAAUGUUCUCUAUGAACUGUCUGUCCCCAGCGUCCUUUCCUCUUCAGCGUCUUGCUGCCGCUGCUGCCAAACUUCAGCUGCUUUGGAGUGAAAAUCUCAUAAGCGUGGGUGGUGCCUUCAGUGUUGCCGUUGUUCAAGUGAUGGUCUUGUUUCCCAAGUGCAUACUCUUGUUCUUUAGCCUCUCUCCCUCCUGUUUCUUCUGCAGUAGCGAUGUUCCAUCUUUCCUUUGUAGGUGAGCCCAGGCAAUUAACACCCUUCGAAGGGGCUGCUACAAUGUCAGGGGUACCUAAGAACACUCUCAGAUUUCCCUCCCGCCAGAUUACCUUCGGAGGUAUUCUGUACCAUCCUUUCUUACCUGGACUCUUCCAAAGUUGCUCUAUAGAUUGGUUCCUACAGCCAACAGCCAUUGGGUCCCAACAAGGAAAGGUCCUACUAAAAGUUCUUCCUUUAGUGGAAGAACAGACAGGUGCAUGGAGAGGAGGGAUUUUGUUUAAAGAAGAAAGUCUUUGACUAGCCCUUGAAGCUCUUAGCUAAUCCACAGGAACCUUCUAAAAACUCAUAGAUUUCUUUGGUAAAAAUCCGGGUGAAAAAAAGCUGGAGCAUUUCAUAUAAUUUUCUGCCUCCUGGGUCUCCCCAACAUCACAGCGUCAGCAUUCCAGAUAUUAUUCUCCAUGUUUCAAGCGACUAUGAAGAACCUGGCAAUGGAUUUAAUCUCUCUGGAGCUGUCUCCCAUCUGAAGCAUGGGAAAUUUGGCCUAAGUCAAGCCUUUUCAGUUUUUUAAAGACAGUACUCUGUUCAUAUUACAGAGGAAAUUGGCAACGAUUAAACUUUAUAAGAUUCCCAUAUAAGAAAAGGUGCAGAGAAACACAAUACAGGCGUCAGAGUAAAUGUUGAGACCACAGCACUCCCAUAGGGUAGUGCAAACUACUGGCAUGCACAUCUCACUUUGACAUGAGUUAGCUAUCCCCUAGCAACACAUUAACAUCCCAGGAUUACCAUGACACUGAAUCCAUUCACAGUGAAUCCAUCUAAAUGGAUUCACUUUUAAUCCAUCUUAUUUAAAAAGGGAAACAUCCGGUCCUCAUCACAUACAGAACACCAGCGUCCAUUGCCAUGAAUAGACAGUAAGCAUCAAGGAAAACAUAAAGGCCUCAAAGACAAAACUCUAGUGAAGGUCUAGCCUGUUCUCUUCUUUCCCUUAAAGACAUUACUGUAGUUAAAGAUACUGGUACCCAAGAGGGUUUCUCCUCGGAAUAAUUAGCAAAGGAGAAAGCAGAUGUUAAAAAACAAAACAAAACAUUGUGUCCCAUGUCCAUAAGCUACCUCCACAAUGUACAAUUUGAACGUACUAGUGCCAUACAGCCGUACUUCAAGAAAUACUGGGUUGAUUUACUUGAGAGAUUCUUUCCAGGUCAAGUUCUGCAACCCUUUUCCUCCUUCUAGAUCAUAUUUUUCCUCCAUUCCCUUCAUCUCCUCAUUAUGUAACUCCAAUUUAAAGGUCUUUCUUGAUUCCUAGUCUAUAUUAUCCUAUUUCUUACUCAUUCUUUUUUUUUUUUUUUUUUAAGUAAACAUCUUCCAGUGAGCUUGGCUCCUUGGUCUGCAAGUGUAAUUUUGACUUCGAAAAUACAGUUCAACGACCAACAUGUACAUAUACUUCCCAGGCGUGGGCAGCUCACACAGUGCUUGUCUUAUUACUUCCUAUAUGACUUUGAGAGAUGAACUGAAGGGGACAAUCAGUAGGGAAGGUCUGUUUAGUCUUUGGCUUCCUCUUGGAAAGGUAGAUAAACCUUAUGAUACUGAAAAAAAACAUGAGCGAUAGAAUAAUUGAUGGCUGUCAUGUAGCAAGGCUCCUGUAACCAGUGUAGGGAGAAAUAAAAGAGAAAAAUAAGAUUAUAAUAUUGUUCUUGCCUCUUUCUAUGUGACCGCCAAUUUCUAACCCCAUGGGACCAGAACAUGGCUUCCUUCACCUUUCUGGAGUGUCUCAGCCUCCAUCUGCCUUGGGCUCUGCCUGGAAUUCCCAUCUAACUUCCCCCAGUUUUUUUGUGUGUAAAUGGAGCAUAUUUUAUGUGCAAAUAUUUUAGUAACCGUAUGUUCUGCAAGUAAACCUGUGUUAACACUUGUCACACUGCAGAGUUUAUGAUACAAUAACACUUCCUACAAUGAAGAAAAAAAAACCAUUUGUUUGUUUUCUAAGAAUGUUUAUUUGUAAACAUAUGUAUUCACUAUAUUAAUAUGAAUUUCUUACCUGGCAAUAAACUGAUUA
This is a messenger RNA of Psammomys obesus (fat sand rat), 4518 nucleotides long. RefSeq names its product shisa family member 9 (gene Shisa9). Gene Ontology annotation, cellular component: AMPA glutamate receptor complex; dendritic spine membrane; postsynaptic density. The record is from RefSeq and is a predicted model, not a curated record. The transcript has 5 exons. NCBI's taxonomy places the organism in Eukaryota, Metazoa, Chordata, Mammalia, Rodentia, Muridae. Gene Ontology annotation, biological process: regulation of short-term neuronal synaptic plasticity; regulation of AMPA receptor activity. Bases 79 to 1353 code for a protein of 424 amino acids.